AACUGCACCGAUUAGUAUAAUAAUACAAAUAAAAAAGUGUUCAUCAGACCAGCAGACUCGUAGAAUCCACUGUUAUGUCGUUGUCAACUACCAAUUCACAUAAUAUUUCAAACAGUCAAGGAACAGAAGGAACUUACAAUGUCAACUACGGUUAUUUAUUGCCGCUGAACAUGGGGCACGCGUAUAGUACCAAUAAUUUUUCCAAAAGAAAACAAAAUCGAAGCAUUCGGCGUUCGACAUCAACAACGUCAUCUGCAUUAGCGUUGCUGGCUUUUCUAUUUUUUUUGAACAUACUACAGAGAUCGUUGGAUGACAAUAAACAAGGACCAGUGUUGAUGACGCGCAUAACAAAGCAGGCAGUAAUACGACCGCGCAAUGAUUUCAUUGAAGACAAACAAACAUUUACUCAUGAUAAUGUUAUGGUUACAAAAUUUGAAAACAUUUAUAAUAAGUAGGUAUUUUAAAUAAAAAUUAUAUUAAUGGAAUGAAAUUGUGUAU
Messenger RNA from Rhopalosiphum maidis (corn leaf aphid), 498 nucleotides. RefSeq lists its product as uncharacterized. Bases 75 to 455 code for a protein of 126 amino acids. The transcript has 3 exons. NCBI's taxonomy places the organism in Eukaryota, Metazoa, Arthropoda, Insecta, Hemiptera, Aphididae. The record is from RefSeq and is a predicted model, not a curated record.